This is a messenger RNA of Paraglomus occultum, 1023 nucleotides long. The record is from the annotation of a GenBank genome assembly. NCBI's taxonomy places the organism in Eukaryota, Fungi, Glomeromycota, Glomeromycetes, Paraglomerales, Paraglomeraceae.
AUGAUAAGUGAUAGACAAGAAGUACAGCAGUCUCAAGUUGAAUUGACAAAUCAACAGAAAGAACGUCGUUUAACCUUGGAUGAAGUUAUGCCUUCAAACGCGCAGUUUGAAGCGUACCGACAGAAUAAGAGUAUUGGUUUACCGACAAAAGUACAGCAGGAUAUUAUAAAAGUCGCAUUUGAAGAGAUUAUAGGGUCUGAUGAUUUUCAAACGACAAAGAGCGCUCAAAAAAAGAUACACCUUCUUAAUGUUACAGUAGCUGGCUCGAACACUGCAGAUAUCACUGCUCUUGCAAAUCUGGUCUUUCGAACAACUACUGCUGGACGCGGUGCACCAGUCGCGCGUGAAUUAUACAGAAUAGCUAUGGAUAAUGGGGACAGUGAUGCCGCAUUUAGCUAUGCUAAUAUUCUGUGCAAGGGUUCUGGGGGCACUGCUCGUAAUGUCGCGGAGGGCAUGAAAAUUCUCUCGCAAUUAGCAUCCAAAGGCCAUGUGUAUGCUCAAUUUAGUCUUGCGUCGAUGUUGGCGAGAGAGGAAAGCGGUUAUAAAAAAGCAAUCGAGUUGUAUGAACUGGCUGGUCGCGGUGGUAUUUCCGAUGCGUGGACUGAAAUUGGACGGAUGUAUAGGGGAGGAAUUGGCGUUGAGCAAGAUAAUGAGAUGGCGUUUCAAUAUUUCAAAAAGGGUGCUGAUGCAAAAAAUGCCCAAUCGAUAUUCAUGAUGGGAGUUUAUUACAGUAGUGGACUAGCUACCAAAGAUGGGAAAACAAAUGAGGAGAAAGCCUUUAAAUACUUUAUGUCUGCAGCAUCACAAGGUUUGCCUGAAGCCCAAUACAAUGUAGGUUAUCGGUACUUUCGCGGUAUAGGCACCGAGCAAAAUUAUGGUCUGGCUGUAGCGUACUGGAAAAUGGCUGCCGCUCAAGGAUUUCGUGUAGCUCAGAUGAAUCUAGCAAGAAUGUAUAAUGAUGGACUAGGGAUCGAGCAAAACAUAAGUCUUGCGAAACGAUACUACAAGUUAGCAGCAAACUGA